Oldenlandia corymbosa var. corymbosa is the source of this 3352-nucleotide messenger RNA. The record is from the annotation of a GenBank genome assembly. NCBI's taxonomy places the organism in Eukaryota, Viridiplantae, Streptophyta, Magnoliopsida, Gentianales, Rubiaceae.
UUUUAUUCAAAUAAACCAACCAAAAAAAGUUAAUAUCAAGCUAUGGAAUGCAAAUUACGAAUAUAGAAUGCAUCCUAACAGAAGGUGACAGAUUAAAAAUGGUUUCUUGGGUUCUUUUUAAAUUUUUAAUUUAUUUUGCUGAUAAUCAGUCAUCUUCACAAGAAAUUAAAAGUGCCAGCAAAGUCCAGUAGGGGGUUACCUUGCACCUCUCCAAUGCUUCCCUUUUACUGUUUCUCUAAUUCUAAAAAGGCUUUUCUCAAUACCUACCACUGAUAACUCCAUCCUUCCUUCUUUAUCCUGUUCAUUUUUCUACAACUGUUACCCUACAAAAUUGUCACCAUUUAUAUUGUCAUUCUUUCAUUAAUUUUUUCUUCUUCCUGCCCCCAUUCUAUGUAUUUGUACUACCUCUGCAAAUACAGUCCAUUUGUUGUUGUCAUCUGGUUAAGAGAUUUUCAGGAGAAAGCAAAGCAGUUGGUGGAGUUGGAAAGCUAAAUCUCAGCUUAGCAUUUGUUGAUGCUGGUGCAUUACCUUAAAAAAGAAUGAGUAUUUAAUUAACAUGUCAGAUGGGUUCUAAGAAUUUGUGCUGAUAUUGAUAUUUGACUUCUGAACUUGCUUAGUCUGAGAUCUGGGAUUUUGUAGCAUGCUUUACUUAGUUGAAAAAGGUAGCAUUUUGAUGGGGUUUCUGAGAUCUGUUCUCUGAAGGCUAAUUUGAAGUCCCAUUUCAUAGAAGGUAUGUCAGUAAUAUAAUUCUUGUAAAAACUUUGCUGUAUAUGAUGAUGGCAUUGCUCUAAUUUUUCCAAUUUUAUGGUUUUUUUUUUUUCCCGAGUUUAUAUGGUUGUAAUGUAAUAGUUUGUCAUGCUCAUUGUGUGAGUACUUAAUCAGGAAAUCCGGGUCAUGUUUAUUAAAAAUUCUAAAUCAUCUAGAAGACAGAAAUUGGCUUGUUAAGUUAAUCCUCUGUCUGAUCUAAUGGUCGAAAAAAGAUACCGUCUUUAGUUUUCAAUUCUUCCAUUACCUGUUGUAUUCUUAAGCUUUGCCAGUAGUUACAUUUUUCAGUUGUGUAGAUAAUAUGCCAUUUGUUCUGUAAUGAGAUAUAUGUUUGAUGGUAGCUAUAUAAGGAACUGGAAGAGGAUAUUCAAAGAACUGUCAUGCCUAACAUUGUUGAAUUCUAUCCACUAGGAACACGAACUAACGUUAAGCAUUUCGGCCUUGGAAGUUGAUGUUUUUGGUGCUAAUUUGUAGAUUUCUGCUUCAAACAUGGCCUCCGAUUUAAACGCACAAUUGUCGAAAAGCACUUCAGUGUUGGGAUUGAAGGUCUGGGAACUGAUUGGAAUCCUUGUUGGGGCAAUUAUUGUGGCCAUUCUACUUGCACUGACAUAUUAUCUUUCUUCAAGAAAGAAGUCUAAAAGAGCUCAGGAACGCAUUCCCAUUAGUCAAAUACCUGCAGUUUCAAAGGAGAUUAAAGAAGUGCGAGUGGAGCAAGUAUCAGCUAAUGAUUUUACUCCAAGAGAAGGAAUUCUUCUUACCAUCCAUGACAAAUCCAGUGAUAAGGAAUCUGACAAGGUUUUGGUCCAUCUGGGAAUGGGGAAAAUCAAGAAUGGAGAUCAUGGCAGUCAAUCUGAUUCUUUUCAUCAUAUUGAUAGAGAUGGUUGCGGAUCACAAUCAGGAGAGGAAGGGAGCUCAGGAAACUUUGGUACUUGCAAAUCUUCGCAUCCGAUAACAGCCCCUUCUCCUCUUACUGGCCUUCCAGAAUUUUCUCAUUUAGGUUGGGGCCAUUGGUUCACUUUGAGGGAUCUUGAGCUUGCAACGAAUAGGUUUUCAAAGGAUAAUGUCCUUGGUGAGGGUGGAUAUGGUGUUGUUUACCAGGGAAAGUUAAUUAAUGGUACAUCUGUGGCGGUCAAGAAGCUCCUCAACAAUCUUGGUCAAGCUGAGAAAGAGUUUAGAGUGGAAGUUGAAGCCAUUGGACAUGUGCGGCACAAAAAUUUGGUACGACUUCUGGGAUAUUGCAUUGAGGGAACUCAUAGGAUGUUAGUCUAUGAGUAUGUUGGCAAUGGUAAUUUAGAACAAUGGCUUCAUGGAGCAAUGUCCCAUCAUGGAUAUCUUACAUGGGAGGCCAGAAUGAAGGUUCUGCUUGGCACAGCUAAGGCUCUUGCGUACUUGCACGAGGCAAUUGAGCCAAAAGUUGUUCAUAGAGACAUAAAGUCAAGCAAUAUUCUUAUAGACGAUGAUUUCAACGCUAAGGUCUCUGAUUUUGGUCUAGCAAAGCUGCUUGGUGCUGGGAAAAGCCACAUCACAACUCGUGUUAUGGGUACAUUCGGAUAUGUGGCUCCUGAGUACGCAAACACUGGCCUUUUAAAUGAAAAGAGUGAUGUUUACAGCUUUGGCGUUGUGCUUUUAGAAGCAAUUACUGGAAGAGAUCCUGUAGACUAUGCUAGGCCUGCACAAGAGGUAAAUCUUGUUGAUUGGUUGAAAAUGAUGGUGGGAAGCCGGCGCUCCGAGGAAGUGGUUGAUCCAAACAUCGAAUCAAGACCAUCUACCAGAGCCCUAAAGCGUGCUCUAUUGACUGCCUUGCGAUGUGUUGAUCCAGAUUCUGACAAGAGACCAAGGAUGAGUCAAGUUGUUCGUAUGCUUGAAUCAGAAGAAUAUCCAAUACCAAGAGAGGAUCGACGACACAGGAGAACUCAAGCUGGUAGUAUGGAUGUUGAAGCUCAGAGGGAAAACUACGACACAGAUAGAAGCGACAAUCCAGAACUGAAGUCGGAGAGCAAAAGAAACUACAGAACAUAAUCAACAACCUGGAACAUAUGCACAUAAUAUAUUGCUUGCAAAACCCAGAACCUUGAUAAUUCAUAGCCUGCUAUAUAAAUGACCUUCAACUAUUGGGAUUUUAGGGGGUAUAGACAUGUUAGGCCAAAUGAACUCCCUUUUUUCCCGCCUUGCGGUGGUUCAUUCUCAUAUUCAUUUUCUGAUUUUCCUUUGUUCCUGUAGUUGUGGAAGUCUUUCCGUUUCCUUGUAUGAAUCAUUGCGAUUUGUUUGUAUGAAAGUAGAUUAAGAGAAUUUAUUUGUGUAUGGAAGUGGCGUGCUGAAAGUUGGAACAGAUGAAAAAGAGGCUUAUGUACAUACAGAUACAGGACAUUCUUUCAGCUUCUUGAAAAAUUUGGUUCCAUUGAUGAGAUGCUUAUUGUUUUAGGUGAUUUUCAUGUCUCACACAAUUUUGUCUUCUGUGUCUUUAUAACUUUUGGUAAUCAGUAUCACAGUGGCUGUUGACGCCUGGACUUAUUAAUCUUACGAUCCAGUACUCGGUGUAUAACUCCGAUCUUAGUUGUAAUGUAAAAAAGGUCCCAAUGAAAUUUCU